This is a messenger RNA of Hypoxylon trugodes, 3416 nucleotides long. Its product is annotated as transcriptional activator xlnR. NCBI's taxonomy places the organism in Eukaryota, Fungi, Ascomycota, Sordariomycetes, Xylariales, Hypoxylaceae. Gene Ontology annotation, biological process: DNA-templated transcription; regulation of DNA-templated transcription. The transcript has 3 exons. Bases 457 to 3279 code for a protein of 940 amino acids. The record is from RefSeq and is a predicted model, not a curated record. Gene Ontology annotation, molecular function: zinc ion binding; DNA-binding transcription factor activity, RNA polymerase II-specific; DNA binding.
UCUCCUACUCUCCAAACCCCGCCACAUGCUUUUGACACCCGUGCUCUACAAACCCCAGUGCCGUCCUUUAUACUACCGCGGCGAUCCCUUUUGACUAUUUUGGGGUCCCUUAUGCUGUCGAACAUAAGGUCAUGCUCAUAACUCUUGAUCCCCACAGUGAAAAGGUUUUCGGUCCGUCCAAGUGCCGCUGUCUAGAAAGGCUACGCUCUGCCAAGAGCUGCAAGUCACUCACAACCGCGUUCCUCGACAAGCAUAUAGCUUAAGCUAUCUCGCUCCUCCCCGAUACAAGUCCAACCUCCCGGCGGUUUAGACGUAUUCAUGCUUCGUCCCAACUGCUUGCACUCGUUCGAAGUUGCCUAUCGUUCAUGAUAUACGAGGUUAGACAAGAUCGUCGACGAACCAAUAUUUCUACUUUAGACGUAUUCGGUACGAUUCGCCAUCACGGAUUACUCAAAUAUGUUGUCUAAUCCACUUCAACGGUUUUCACCGUACCAUGCCCUUCCUUCUAACACAUUACUAUCGAAUGCUCAUGUACCCGGAGGCCACCUCCACGCAGCGGGUUUAGAUACUUUCGGCCAUGGAUCUCAGUACACGCUCCAGCAUCUCCAACAACACGUGGGAGUUCACGCACCGCAUCUAGCUCGAGCACCGCAACCAAAACACAGACAACACCCCUAUGGGGGACCAAGCACGAGAGCAGCUGGAGCAGCCGGUCCAAUCAGGAGGAGAAUAAGUAGAGCUUGUGACCAAUGUAACCAGCUCAGGACUAAGUGUGACGGACAGCAUCCUUGUGCCCAUUGCAUAGAAUUUGGCCUGGGUUGUGAGUAUAUCCGAGAACGAAAGAAGCGAGGCAAAGCCUCCCGCAAAGACCUCGCCCAACAAGCCGCAGCUCAAGCAGCCGCCGCCGCCGCCGCCCAAAACGGCCAAAAGUCACCAAACCCAAACGACGACAACGAAACAUCAACAGAGCAACAGACUGAUGGUACAGCCUCGGUCAAGCCAGAACAGAAUUCGAGUGAUAAGGCGCUAAACGACAGCAGCGAGGACGCCUUACAGCGAAGCCAAAGGACAGGAAGCCUAGACAGCUUAGCAGAGUUAAGCUCACACCAACCCCAUCUGACUGGCCACCAGGGAGCGAUGGAGAGAGACCAACUUGACAGUCCUACCUCGUUAGAUCUUAAUGGGUACGGUAAUGUUCAAAAUCCAUACGACAGACAGGGGAUGGGUCAUCUGAUGGGCGGGGCAACACAUAACGGAUAUGGGUCAAAUCAGGGAAAUUUGUCUUCAAACUAUCCCGAGAUUCCCUAUGGACUUCAAACCCAAAGUCCUACUAACUAUUCGGCCAACCCUCAGCCAACGUUUCGAAUAGGGACCAGCCCCCUAAGCGCGUAUCCUAUUGGAGAGCCUACCUCGCCAGGAUGGAUGUCGAUGUCUUCGCCUCCGCCACAAUUCCAAUCUCAUAUUCCCCAAAAUAACUACCAUCACCAAUUAAGAUACCCAGUUUUGAACCCUCUGAUCCCUCAUUUAGGGAACAUUAUCCCCGUUUCCCUCGCUUGCGAUUUAAUCGAUUUAUAUUUCGCUAGUUCCUCUUCCGCUCACGCCCACCCAAUGUCACCCUACGUUCUGGGUUUCGUUUUCCGGAAACGAUCAUUCCUCCACCCAAGCAAGCCUCGCCAAUGCCAACCGGCAUUGCUAGCAAGUAUGCUUUGGGUAGCAGCACAAACUAGCGAUGCCCCAUUCCUUACUAGCGUCCCAUCUGCAAGAGGCAAGAUCUGCCAGAAAUUGCUCGAGCUUACUGUUAGUUUGCUUAAGCCGUUAAUUCACACGCCAUCUGGCGAAGCCUCGCCAGUUUCUAGCCCAGUAAUAGACGGAGUGGCUUUGGGUGGACUAGGAGUCGCACUUCCCGGAUCAAUGAGCAUGGAGAAUCUGACAGGCGAAUCGGGAGCUUUUGGUGCUGCGGGAACACUAGACGAUGUUGUCACCUAUAUUCACCUGGCUACAGUAGUGUCUGCCAGUGAAUACAAAGGUGCCAGCCUCCGAUGGUGGAACGCCGCGUGGUCCCUCGCAAGGGAAUUGAAACUCGGCCGAGAACUACCCCCAAGCGCACCUUCGAUGGUUCAAGGUAACAACGGUAACGAUGUCGAUGCUGACGGUGAAACUGAGGACGGGCUCGGGAGCAACGUUACUCCCGGAACCGUCAGUGAAGAGGAACGAGAAGAGCGAAGACGUAUAUGGUGGCUCACAUACAUCGUUGACCGCCAUCUAGCCCUAUGCUACAACCGACCCCUCUUCCUUUUGGAUAUUGAGUGCGAAGGCCUUCUCCAACCUAUGGAUGACACUGAAUGGCAGAACGGAAACUUUAGCUCCCACACCACGGACCCGGCUUUGUCAGAACAGUCAGGGCCUGACAGUGGCCGAGUACGUGGACCACACUUUGAGUGUACUGGCCACAGUAUCUUCGGUUACUUCCUUCCCCUGAUGACUAUUCUGGGAGAGAUCGUCGAUCUUCACCACGCCCGCAAUCAUCCCCGAUUUGGCAUCGGCUUCCGUUCAGCUAGGGAAUGGGAUGACCAGCAAGCUGAGAUUGUGCGACACCUCGAGGCGUACGAACAGAGCUUAAAGAAGUUUGAGCAAAGGCAUUUCAACAGUUCCGAUGACAAGACUGAGCAAUCUGCCACUCUGGAGAUGCCAUCUGAACUAGACCAAAUCGGCUCACCGUCUGGUCGUUCCGUACACACGAGUUCGUCCCGUAUGACCGAGUCUGAUAUCCAAACCCGCAUCGUUAUGUCAUACGGAACACACGUCAUGCACGUACUCCACAUUCUCCUCACUGGAAAAUGGGACCCCAUUAACCUACUUGACGAUAAUGACUUGUGGAUCUCAUCGCAAGGCUUUAUUACAGCUACGGGGCAUGCCGUAUCGGCCGCAGAGGCUAUCAGCAACAUCCUCGAAUACGACCCAGGCCUAGAGUUCAUGCCAUUCUUUUUCGGAAUCUACCUCCUACAGGGUUCGUUCCUAUUAUUACUCAUUGCCGACAAACUGCAGCUUGAGGCUUCGGCAAGUGUAGUCCGCGCCUGCGAGACUAUCAUACGCGCUCACGAAGCGUGUGUUGUCACACUCAACACUGAGUAUCAGCGCAACUUCAGCAAGGUCAUGCGUAGCGCACUCGCCCAAGUCCGCGGUCGGGUGCCCGAAGAUCUUGGCGAGCAGCACCAGCGCCGCCGAGAACUUCUUGCACUGUACCGCUGGACUGGCGAUGGCACCGGUCUUGCCUUGUAAAAUAAGAUACUCAAUAUGUAUAUAUUUUGCCCUAGUAUAUAAACUGGGCCGGUUUUGGGCGUUCGCGAUUAUAUUUUUAAGGAUGUUAUAAAAUGGAUUGGGCGGCGUGGCUUGUUUCCCAAACCAAGGGUUUGACC